GCUCGGUUCGACAUCCUUAACCCCCCUCCACGCACAACUGACAAUAGUCUCGUCCCAGUUUUCAUUGAUAAACCUGUUGUUGUCACUUUCAGCCACUUCUGAUUCUUUCGCUUGUUGUUGAAAUACUUUUUCACGGAGAUUUUUUUAAGCCAACAGAUCCAAAUUCAAAAUGGAUGGUGGAUCUUCAGAAAACUGUAUGAAAUAUAUUCUUUUUUUCUUUAAUUUGAUCAUCUUUAUCUUGGGUAUUGCUGGUGUUGCCCUCGGAAGCGUCUUGCUGGCUAGAAAGGACCUUUUACUAGAGGGGCUUGACGAAAUUAAAAUUGAAGGUGUUCUUGAUGGCUUUGAUAAUGAGACGAUUAAGGCUGCUGCCAUCGUUCUGAUAAUUGCAUCUGUUGUUGCUGUAUUUAUUGCAUUCUUCGGUUGCUUUGGAACAUGGAAAGAGAACAUCUGGAUGCUUGGAACAUACAGUACAAUAAUGACCAUUAUCCUUGCUCUACAAGUUGCUGUCUUCGUAAUGAUCGUUGUGGCUCGGCCAAAGUUUGAGAAAACUGUAAAGGACGCUCUAAAAGAACUGUUUGAGAAGUCGAAAAGCCCUGAACAGAAGGCGGUUGUUUCAAAUCUCUUCACAAAUAACAGUUGUUGUGGUAUUGACAAGCCAGAAGACGUAGCUAAAUACAAUUUCAGGUGUGACAAUAUGGAUUGGCCAGGCUGUUAUACAAAAGUUAAAGAAACUAUCGAAAUAAAUCUCCCUACAGCCAUUGGUAUUGCCAUCGUUAUUAUUGUGGUGCAGGUAUGUUCUCACUUUUGAAUUUCUUAACCCUUU
Octopus sinensis (East Asian common octopus) is the source of this 823-nucleotide messenger RNA. RefSeq names its product leukocyte surface antigen CD53-like. The record is from RefSeq and is a predicted model, not a curated record. The transcript is spliced from 7 exons. Gene Ontology annotation, cellular component: membrane. Bases 170 to 808 code for a protein of 212 amino acids. Lineage: Eukaryota; Metazoa; Mollusca; Cephalopoda; Octopoda; Octopodidae.